AUGGAUGCUGCUAAGUUGGCUAAGCUCCAGCAGAGCGUGCGCAUUGGGUAUGGUACUCCCCGCCGCAAGACCAAGCGCGUCCACAAGACCUCCACCACGGACGACAAGAAACUCCAGACCACACUCAAGAAGAUGAACGUCCAACCCAUCCAGGCCAUUGAGGAAGUCAACAUGUUCAAGGAGGACGGAAACGUCAUUCACUUUUCUAACCCCAAGGUCCACGCCGCUGUCCCCUCCAACACCUUCGCCAUCUACGGCAACGGCGAAGAGAAGGAACUCACCGAACUCGUCCCCGGUAUCUUGAACCAGCUCGGUCCCGACAGCCUCGCAUCUCUCCGCAAAUUGGCCGAGAGCUACCAGAGUCUGCAGAAGAAGGAGGCUGGUGAGGGAAAGCAGGACGGUGAGGAUGAUGAGGAUGAGGAUGAUAUCCCCGAUUUGGUGGAGGGAGAGAACUUUGAGGGAACCGUUGAGUAA
Molecule: messenger RNA, 474 nt
Organism: Talaromyces marneffei
Lineage: Eukaryota; Fungi; Ascomycota; Eurotiomycetes; Eurotiales; Trichocomaceae
Exons: 4
Coding region: 1-474 (157 amino acids)
Cellular component (GO): nascent polypeptide-associated complex; cytosol
Source: RefSeq, a predicted model, not a curated record